This is a messenger RNA of Conger conger (European conger), 2354 nucleotides long. Its product is annotated as BTB/POZ domain-containing protein 1-like. Gene Ontology annotation, molecular function: protein binding. Gene Ontology annotation, biological process: neurogenesis. The transcript has 8 exons. The record is from RefSeq and is a predicted model, not a curated record. Gene Ontology annotation, cellular component: cytosol; P-body. NCBI's taxonomy places the organism in Eukaryota, Metazoa, Chordata, Actinopteri, Anguilliformes, Congridae. The coding region runs from base 173 to 1624 and encodes 483 amino acids.
AGGAGCGGAAGAGUAUUCCACCUGACGUCAUGAAUGUGCAUCGUAAACAGAGGCCAUGACAUAGAAAAGCUGUCUCCGUUGCAGAAAAAUGUUUCAGGGCUAUCGUUUUAGCAAUAUAUAUCGUUGAUACUACGCGAUAGCAACAUAAGCUCAUAUUGACCUAUACUGCAAUAUGGCAACUGGUGGCGGAGCAGCAUCGAAUCUGGAAGGACAAGCCUCGAACUAUGCGCACUCUGGAGCGGGAAGAAACGCCGCAGCGCUUCCGAAUGGAGCCGCGGCCGCUGCGCCAAUUUCCCCAUCGGCAGUAGGCCUCCACCGGGAACCCAUGUACAACUGGCAAGCAACGAAAAACUCAGUCAAAGAGAGGUUCGCCUUUCUUUUUAAUAACGAGCUGCUGAGCGAUGUGAAGUUUGUGGUGGGCAAGGGCAGACAAGCACAGAGGAUCCCGGCGCAUAAAUUUGUGCUAGCAGCAGGUAGCGCUGUAUUUGACGCCAUGUUCAAUGGGGGCAUGGCGACUACUUCAGCCGAAAUAGAGCUUCCGGACGUGGAGCCAGCCGCAUUCCUGGCGUUGCUCAGGUUUCUGUAUUCUGACGAAGUCCAUAUUGGUCCAGAGACUGUCAUGACCACACUCUAUACGGCAAAAAAAUACGCGGUUCCAGCGUUGGAAGCACAGUGUGUAGAAUUUUUGACCAAACACCUCAGAGCUGACAACGCUUUCAUGCUACUAACACAGGCUAGGUUGUUUGAUGAACCUCAGCUCGCCAGCCUCUGUCUGGACACUAUCGAUAAAAGCACAGGAGACGCAAUAAAUGCAGAAGGCUUCACGGACAUUGAUAUAGACACCCUGUGCGCCGUGCUGGAGCGGGACACGCUGGGCAUUCGGGAGAGCCGUCUGUUUGGCGCAGUGGUGCGCUGGGCGGAUGCGGAGUGCUACAGGCAGCAGCUGCCUCUCACCUCUGAGAACAAACAGAAAGUUCUGGGCAAAGCACUCUCACUCAUCCGCUUCCCACUCAUGACCGUCGAAGAGUUUGCGGCAGGGCCUGCCCAGUCUGGGAUUUUGUUCGAUCGGGAGGUGGUAAAUAUGUUUUUACACUUUACAGUAAACCCCAAACCCCGCGUAGACUACAUUGACAGGCCCAGGUGUUGUCUCAGGGGGAAGGAGUGCAGCAUUAAUAGGUUCCAGCAGGUUGAAAGUCGCUGGGGAUACAGUGGCACCAGUGACAGAAUUAGGUUCAAUGUAAAUAGGCGAAUAUCAAUAGUGGGGCUUGGACUAUAUGGUUCUAUUCAUGGGCCCACAGAUUACCAGGUCAACAUACAGAUCAUUGAGAGUGACAAGGGCCUAACUCUUGGGCAGAAUGAUACGGGGUUCAGUUGUGACGGAACUGCAAACACUUUCAGAGUGAUGUUCAAGGAGCCUAUCGAAAUCAUAGCAAACGUCAGCUACACGGCUUGCGCAACACUCAAGGGUCCAGAUUCCCAUUAUGGAACAAAAGGACUAAAGAAAGUGAGCCACGAAUCAGCGACAGGGACCAAGACUACCUUCUUUUUCUUCAGUUCUCCAGGGAAUAACAACGGCACAUCGAUAGAGGAUGGACAGAUUCCAGAAAUCAUCUUCUACUCGUAAAAACGCCAUCGACUGGCGCCCCGCUGUAUGUACACUGUAGAGGAAAAGCCUGCUUCAUGUACAGGCACUGCUGAGAAGAUCUCAACUCUUGUGUGUGGAGCUGGGCUUUCACAGCACACUGCCAUUCAUGUGUGUUCCACACAGCUUGCUCUCAACUGGAACAGUCCAGGAACAGGUCAGGGAUAAUGGACCUGUGACUAUCACAGCAACAUUUAUCAUCUUUGUCAAACAGGGUCUGAAGGUCGUAGGGAUUGGGGCUCAUGGAGCUUUGUCUUGUGUGUAUAUAGCAUCAGAACCAGAAUGGUUUUUUCUUUUCUUUAAAUGUGGAGUGAUUUAUCCUCAAUGUUGGCCGUGACGUUGCAGGAAUCAUAUCAUCAUCAUGCUGAACUUUGGCAUUCUUUUUUUUUUGUACGUCACAUUUGGCUGGAAUAAAACACUAAAGUGUUUGGAGGCUUCUGAAGGCUUUGAAAGCACUUCUACCGAAAUGUUAAAUGUUUGCAGGCUUAAAAAGAUGUGUAAAUAAGGCCAGUCAUUGUAGCAUAAGGAAGCCUGAGUGUCACUCACUGACAAAAGGAUAUACAAUAUAUGAUACACGUGCAAUCACACCCACACACACACACACACACGCAAUCACACACACACACACACACACACACUCUCUCUCUCUCAAGCCUUGACAAUAAAAUGUUGAAAAACAAUUAUUUGCAGUUACUGACUUUAAAUGCAUUGA